Molecule: messenger RNA, 1686 nt
Organism: Debaryomyces fabryi
Lineage: Eukaryota; Fungi; Ascomycota; Pichiomycetes; Serinales; Debaryomycetaceae
Gene: ABC1
Product: protein kinase
Exons: 1
Coding region: 1-1686 (561 amino acids)
Biological process (GO): ubiquinone biosynthetic process
Cellular component (GO): extrinsic component of mitochondrial inner membrane
Molecular function (GO): kinase activity
Source: RefSeq, a predicted model, not a curated record
AUGUCUGUUAGCAAAAAUAUUUAUGAACUUACGGCCAUGGCUAACACAGUAAAGAAAAUUGCAUACGACAGUGUCUCUGUGGUGGAGAGAGAUGCUACAAGAGCUUUUCAGUAUUCGUUUUUGAAUAAGCAGUUAAAGAAAUGCGGUGGUUCAAGCAUGUGGAGCGAUGCGAUGGCUAAAGCUGAGGCUGCAAGACAUGGUGCUAAAAUUGGGGGAGCUGUCAACCAAAGGAGAAUGUACUCCACAAACUCCUUUUCACAUCCAUCAGAAUUGACUCCAGAGCAAAACAUGCUGAAUGAGACCCAAAGAACAGUAUCGAAAGACGUGAUAGGUGUAAAGAAGCCUGCGGAGUUCCAGAUGUCACUGAGUGAAGUUCCAAGUACUAGAUUGGCCAGGAUUUUCCACUACGGAAGUUUGGCUGCUGGGAUGGGUUUGGGAGCUGCCACCCAGGGUAUCAAGCACUAUGCAUCAGGGAAUAAAUCAAGCAUUUCUAUGAAGUCGCUUAUUUUGUCUCCACAAAAUAUUGAGAGAAUGGCAAAGAAGUUCUCAAAAAUGAGAGGUGCUGCUUUGAAGAUUGGACAAAUGAUGUCGUUUCAAGACCUGUCUAUCUUACCAGCUGAAAUCCAGCAGAUCUUACUCAGAGUACAAAACUCUGCUCAUUACAUGCCACCAGGCCAAUUAGAAAGGGUCAUGGUAAAAGAUUUAGGUAAUAACUGGAGAGAACGCUUAUUCACAUCUUUCGAUGACGUUCCUGUUGCUGCUGCCUCGAUUGGUCAAGUCCACAAUGCCGUCACCGAAGAUUUAACACCUGUUGUUGUUAAAGUUCAAUAUCCAGGGGUUGUGGAUAGUAUUGAUUCUGAUUUGAAUAACUUGUUGACCUUAUUGACUGCAUCAGCAAUUUUACCGGCUGGUUUGUUCUUGGAUAAGACAAUCGCUAAUGCCAGAGUUGAAUUGAAGUGGGAAUGUGAUUAUAUUAGAGAAGCUCAAAACUUGAUUAGAUUUCGUGAUAUGAUUCAAGAUGACCCGGUAUUUGAAGUUCCAAGAGUUUUCCAUAACUUGUGUGGUGAACAUGUUUUAACCAUGGAAAGAAUGAGAGGUCUUGAAAUUACUAAGGGUAACUGGGAUCAAAAGACCAAGGACUGGAUUGCUACCAACAUUAUGAGAUUGUGUUUAUUAGAAAUUAAGCACUUCAAGUUUAUGCAAACCGAUCCAAACUGGGCUAACUUUUUAUAUAACGAAUCCACCGGUAAGAUUGAAUUAUUAGACUUUGGUGCUGCUCGUGAAUUUGGUGACGAAUUUAUCGAAAACUAUAUUUUGAUUUUGAAGGCAGCCAUUAAAAAGGAUCGUGAAAAGAUUGCUCACUAUUCGAAGAAAUUGGGCUACUUGACUGGUUUAGAAUCCCCAGCAAUGACUGAUGCUCAUAUUGACUCGAUCUUAGUUUUAGGUGAAGCCUUCUCUCCAAUUGAUAACAAGGGUGUACCAUUCAACUUUAAAGAUCAAACCAUUACCGACAGAGUUAGAGGAAAUGUCGGAAUUAUGUUAAGUGAAAGAUUAACCCCACCUCCUGAAGAAACCUACUCGUUACACAGAAAAUUGAGUGGAGUCUUCUUAUUAUGUGCUAGAUUAGGAGCUACUGUUCCUUGCGAAGACUUGUUUAAAGAAAUUAUUGGCCACGAUUACGAUUAG